GGAGGUCGUUUUCCGGGAUACCGACCUCCGCUGGGUGCGUGUUUGCUUCGCCGUCCGCUUCCUUCCUGUUUUUUUAACUUCGCUCUCUUGCUCGCGCAAGCAAGCCACCGAGGAGGGAGGGCAGUGGGGAGGUGAGAGAGGCGAAAGGGACGGCGAUGGAGGCUCUGAGGAACCGGCGAUUCCGACCCCGAUGCCGCUAGGCCUGCCGGGAGCAUCUCGCAGGAUCUCGAGGGACAUUUUGGAACAAUGAUCGACCACCCCUUGCUUCGGGAGGUAGUGAAAAUUUUGUAUAACUCGAAAGAGAUGGACAAACUAGUCAACCUCUGAUAAAGAAAAUAUCUAUCUCAGUUCAAAUAACAUGAGCUCUGCAUCGACUCAAUUUGCAUCCCCCAGAAAGAUGGGUAUAUUUGAACCAAACCACCAGAUAGGCAUGUGGGGAGAUUCCUUUAAAGCUGACAGCAGUCAAAAUACAGGGGCAUCAUCAAUCGUAGAGGCAGAGAUAAAACUCGACAAUAGGUUAGAAGAUAGUCCUCAUACCAUGCUAGGGCCAUCAAAAAAAUACGACCAAGAAGCAAACAAGCCUACAGAUAAGGUAUUAAGACGCCUUGCACAGAACAGAGAGGCUGCUCGAAAAAGUCGUCUUAGAAAGAAGGCUUAUGUUCAACAAUUAGAAUCGAGCCGUCUAAAACUAGCGCAGAUAGAACAGCAGCUUGACCACGCUAAGCAGCAGGGUGUCUACAUUGGUGGGAAUUUAGGAGAGUCAACUCUUGGACUAUCAGGAAGUGUCAAUUCAGGUGUUACUGCUUUUGAGAUGGAAUAUGGGCACUGGGUUGAAGAACAAAACCGACAGACUAGUGAACUUAGAGCUGCUUUGCAAGCACAUGUAUCUGAUAUAGAGCUUCGCAUGCUUGUAGAGAGUGCAUUGAGCCACUAUGACAAUCUUUUUCAUAUCAAAGCAAUUGCUGCGAAAUCUGAUGUCUUCUAUCUUAUGUCUGGCAUGUGGAAGACAGCUGCAGAACGAUUUUUUCUUUGGAUUGGGGGUUUUCGGCCUUCAGAACUUUUAAAGGUUCUCUCACCACAGCUUGAUCCUUUGACCGAGCAACAAGUUAUUUCUGUCUGUAACCUGCAACAAUCUUCGCAGCAAGCUGAAGAUGCACUUUCCCAAGGAAUGGAUAAGCUUCAACAAAAUCUUGCUGAGACUCUAACAUCUGAUUCCUCAGGAACCUCUGGUGUUUCGGAUUACAUGGGACAGAUGGUGAAUGCAAUGGGGAAACUGGAGGCUCUUGUAAGCUUCGUAAACCAGGCUGACCACCUUCGGCAGCAAACCUUGCAGCAGAUGUACAAGAUUCUCACAGUCCGCCAAGCAGCACGAGGCCUUCUUGCAUUGGGCGAUUACUUCCAACGCCUUCGUGCCCUUAGCUCCUUGUGGGCUGCCCGACCUCGUGAACCAGCUUAGAAACUUCAGAACCUGUACCUUGCAAUAUGCAAUGUCGUCUGUGACCAAGAAGCUACUAGGGGAACGAGAUGGUAGGAAGGUAGCUGCUAUCAUCCAGAUUCUGGAGUAAUUUUAUCAAUAAAAUAGUCACCCAAAUUGAAAGCAGGGAACUGAAAUGGAGAUAAUCUGUAAAUAUUUAUGACAGCUCCAUGACCUCUGGUUGUGAAGCCGUAUAUGAUGUCGUAUGUUGUAAAUUAUGUUGUAACAAAUUCUAUCUUUCCUUUAAGAACAUCUGUGGAUUUAUCCGGGUUCA
Messenger RNA from Musa acuminata AAA Group (dessert banana), 1748 nucleotides. RefSeq names its product transcription factor TGA1 (gene TGA4). NCBI's taxonomy places the organism in Eukaryota, Viridiplantae, Streptophyta, Magnoliopsida, Zingiberales, Musaceae. Gene Ontology annotation, molecular function: sequence-specific DNA binding; DNA-binding transcription factor activity. The record is from RefSeq and is a predicted model, not a curated record. The transcript is spliced from 10 exons. Bases 359 to 1456 code for a protein of 365 amino acids. Gene Ontology annotation, biological process: regulation of DNA-templated transcription; DNA-templated transcription.